Molecule: messenger RNA, 1785 nt
Organism: Fraxinus pennsylvanica
Lineage: Eukaryota; Viridiplantae; Streptophyta; Magnoliopsida; Lamiales; Oleaceae
Source: the annotation of a GenBank genome assembly
AUGCCAUACCUUUCAUUGGAACAAGGCCUUAGCAUACUAAUGGGGUCAAAGUGUGCAGGUUUUUUCCUCGACGCGGAAACUAAGAAUUUUCUUUCUGUUAAGGGAACUUUUGAUUUGACGGUGAUGAGUAGGAGCAAUUAUAUGGCAGAGGUGAACUCAGAGGAGCGUUGUCUUGAGAACAAACAAUCUACAGCUGCUUCGGGCUCUUCUUUUUCGGAAAAUAGUGGUAGUGUUACACUUAAAUCACCCGGGAUAAGUAGUCCCAAUAAUACAUCACCAUCCCAAAGGAGAACUUCUGGCCCAAUUAGAAGAGCUAAGGGAGGUUGGACUCCUGAGGAGGACUGUACAUUAAAAAGAGCCGUUGCUGCUUUCAGAGGGAAGAGUUGGAAGAAAAUAGCCGAAUUUUUUCCAGAUAGAUCAGAAGUGCAGUGCUUGCAUCGGUGGCAAAAGGUUCUCAAUCCAGAACUUGUUAAAGGUCCCUGGACUCAAGAGGAAGAUGAGAAAAUUACAGAACUGGUAGCAAAAUAUGGACCUACAAAAUGGUCUAUUAUAGCAAAGUCAUUGCCAGGUCGAAUUGGGAAACAAUGCCGUGAGAGGUGGCACAAUCAUUUAAAUCCCAAUAUUAAGAAAGAUGCUUGGACUAUGGAGGAGGAACUUACUCUGCUGAAUGCUCACAGGAUUCAUGGCAAUAAAUGGGCUGAAUUAGCUAAGCUUCUGCCUGGAAGGACUGAUAAUGCUAUCAAGAAUCACUGGAAUAGUUCUUUGAAGAAGAAGUUAGACUUCUAUUUGGCUACUGGAAAUCUUCCAUCAAUUACUAAAAAUGUUCCUCAAAAUGGUUGGAGAGACAUGAACAGAACAGCUUCAGCUGGAGAGUUACUUCUUUGCUCAAAGAAGGGAUUGGAUUCAACUGUCUCAGCUUUGUCUGGAGCUACUGAUACGCAUAUAAUACAAGAAGGGAAGGAUAAACUAGAGACCAGUCCCAAGAUUCACAAUAUAGUUGCCUCAGCUAGUGAUCCCCCGAAUGAGUCUCUUGAUUCUGAAGGUGCUAAAAGUGAGAUAAUGCCAUCAGAAGCAGAUAACAUUUAUUCAAGCCCAGAAUCUAAGUUUGAGCAAUGUGGAACACAUAGUGAAGCUGAUAAAUGCAGGACAAUAAGAACAUCUAUGCAUAAUGAUACUGCAAUAUAUGGGACACUAUAUUAUGAACCCCCACAGUUAGAUAAUUAUGAUUUGCUAGAUUCAAAUCUUGCAAAUGUUUCUUGUAUGCAGUCUGAAUCAGAUGUUAGUUGCAUAAUAUCGCCUACGACCUUAGUGACUCCACCUAGUGUGAAAGGUGGAAGUUUUUCCUCACGAACUCCAGAAUCUAUAUUGAAAAUCGCUGCCCAAAGCUUUCCAAAUACUCCAUCUAUAUUACGAAAAAGAAAAUCUGAAACUCAGGUAUCCACGCCAUUAAGUAGAAAUUGGAAGCCAGAUAAGGAAGCAGUUAAGGAAACAAGUCAGUCUACUGAUGAGCAUAAUCAAACAAGUAGAAUAGAGGAUACAAAGUUGCAAGACAUAAUUUUGCAUUCAGAUCCUGCUUGUGCUGGUGUCAUUGACUUGUGCAGUGGGAAGUCCUUCAAUGCAUCUCCUCAGUACCAGUUAAGACCCAAAAGAAAUUCUGUUCUUAAUUCCGUGGAGAAGCAGCUUGACUUUACAUUAAAUGUGGAUCAGGAGUGCUGCGAAGAAAAGACGGGUAUGACUUGGAAUGUGAAUCUGUUGAAGGUUGAAAAUGGUGCUGAAGUUGGUUAA